Acanthopagrus latus (yellowfin seabream) is the source of this 4506-nucleotide messenger RNA. RefSeq names its product E3 SUMO-protein ligase ZBED1-like. NCBI's taxonomy places the organism in Eukaryota, Metazoa, Chordata, Actinopteri, Spariformes, Sparidae. The record is from RefSeq and is a predicted model, not a curated record. The coding region runs from base 72 to 1166 and encodes 364 amino acids. The transcript has 3 exons. Gene Ontology annotation, molecular function: protein dimerization activity.
AAGACCCCGCAAUUGUUACAGAUAAUGCAGCGAACAUCGUGAGAGCAGUGCAAUUAACGGGGCAUUUUCAUAUGGGGUGUUUUGCGCAUCUCAUCAACUUGGCAUCGCAAGCAGGUCUAAAAACUCCCGCUGCCGCGCGUCUGCUGGGGCAAGUAAGGCGAAUUGUGUCAUUUUUUCACCGAAGCCCCACUGCAAGCCACACACUAAAGGAGAAGCAACAACUUCUUCAGUUGCCUCAACACAAGCUCGUGGUGGACGUCACGACCAGAUGGAACAGCUCCCUGGAUAUGAUCGAACGCUUCCUUGAGCAGCAGCCUGCCAUCUCGGCAGCGCUGCUUUCACCCGAAGUCCGCAGGAGGGAAAGCGACAUCUGCACCUUAACGGAUACAGACAUCACCACCGCAGAGGACAUGGUGAAAUGCCUCAGCCCAAUGAAGACUGCCACACUCGCCAUCUCUGAGGAAGCAUCUCCAACUAUGCCCAUGGUUGCACCACUGCAGUUCCAACUUCUGAGACAGAUGGCAUUGGAUGCUGAAGACUCUUCUGUGAUCAAGGAGCUCAAAACAGCUGUUCAUGACAACUUGAGUUCAAGAUAUGAAGCUCUGAUGGAUGCCUUGUGUGUAGCAUCAUCACUGGAUCCGCGUUUUAAGACUCUGCCCUUUCUGUCUGAUGAGGCACGUGAUGCUGUCUUCCUGAAACUGACCUCUGAAGCUGCUCAUCUGAAGCAAUCAAAUGAUGAAACUACACCAGAGCAAGAAGACACCUCCCCAACUGAUGCGGCGAUGCCUGUACCAACUCAACCAAAGAGGCAAAAACAGUCAUCUGCUCUUAUGGCUUUACUGGGGUCAUCCUACACACCAGAGACUGCACCACAAGGGAAAACUCCCUCUGAAAGGGCUGAGGAAGAGGUCACCAUCUACAGGAAAGUACCCUCUAUUCAUCUCUCUCAAAAUCCACUGACAUGGUGGCAGGUGCAUGCAGAGGAGUUUCCUCUUCUGGCAGGCCUAGCAAAAAGGUAUCUUUGUAUACCCGGGACCAGUGUCCCAUCAGAGAGAGUUUUCUCAACCGCUGGUGACAUUGUUAGUGCUCAAAGGAGCUGCCUCACUCCACAGCACGUAGACCAGCUUCUUUUUCUCCAGAAAAAUUUCAAAAUUCCUGAAGACUAGAACUUUUACCUGUGAAACAUAAUUUCUUACUUGCAGUGGUUGUGGACCUACUGCUUUUUUUUUUGUUAUUUUUAUGGUCAUUGUUGGUUUGUUCUGGUCUUGUUUUACUCCUGCCAGGAGUAUGUUAUUCAACCAAGAGUGCCACCAACUGUCAUGUUACACUCUGAGGCAGAUCAGUUUUUCUGUUCAUUUAAUCCUGCUAUGGGUAUGUUAUUCGACCAAGAGAUGGCCACCCACUGUUAUGGUUAGAUACACUCUCUGACUUAUCAGUCAAGCACAAUUCCUUGACUGAUGAGCUUUUUUUUUUCUUUGAGGUCAGAAACCCAGCCCUGGGUAUGUUAUUUGACUAAAAGAGGGCCACCAAAUGUCAGUUUUUAUUUAGACUUCAAAUAAAACCUGGAUAUGUUUUCAUUUCAAAAUAAAUAACCUUACUUUCAAAUUUGAACUCUUGUCUCUCUGUGUGUCCUUCUUACACAUACACAGAUACAAGCACAAACACACAUGGGGCUGUCUUUCAAUAGGGUGAGUUUUUAUUUAAUCCAGCAAUAUUAAUGCAAUGAAUCGAUAUCGAAUCGAAUCGGAUCGAAUCGUGGAUCGAAUCGGAUCGGGACCUAAUGAAUCGAAAUCGAAUCGAUCCAGGAAAUCUGGAUCGAUUCCCAGCCCUACAAGAAGCCCCCGCAAAGUCCCAUUGUUGAAAAAACGACAUGUGCUGAAGAGACUACAAUUUGCCAAAGAACACAUUGACUGGCCUAAAGAGAAAUGGUGCAACAUAUUGUGGACUGAUGAAAGUAAGAUUGUUCUUUUUGGGUCUAGGGGCCACAGACAGUUUGUCAGACAACCCUCAAAAACUGAAUUCAAGCCACAGAACACUUUCAAGACAAUAAAGCAUGGUGGCGCAAGCAUCAUGAUAUGGGGAUAUUUCUCUUACUAUGGUGGUGGGCCUAUUUAUCACACACCAGGGAUCAUGGAUCAGUUUGAAUACAUCAGAUUUCUUGAAGAGGUCAUGUUGCCUUAUGCCGAAGAGGAAAUGCCCUUGAAAUGGGUGUUUCAACAAGACAACGACCCCAAACACACCAGCAAGCAAGUAGCAUCUUGGUUCCAGACCAACAAUAUUAAUGUUAUGGAGUGGCCAGCCCAAUCCCCGGACCUUAAUCCAAUAGAAAACUUGCUGUUUCUGAGGCAAAACCAAGAAAUGCAGAGGAAUUAUGGAAUGUAGUCCAAUCGUCCUGGGCUGGAAUACCUGUUCACAGGUGCCAGAAGUUGGUUGACUCCAUGCAACACAGAUGUAAAGCAGUUCCAGAAACAGUGGUUAUACUACAAAUAUUAGUUCAGUGAUUCACAAGAAAGCUAAAUCUUCAAGCAUUUUUCAAUUCAUAAAGUAAAUGUUUGAGUUUGUAAUGAAAAAUGCAGACACUGCUAUUUUUUUGAACAGCGUAAAAUAUGAUUUUUUCCUCACUUUUGUUAAGUAACAACAAUUCAUGUUUUGAUUCAGAAUAGAAUGUGCAGUGUUUCCAAAGCAUUUGCGUGUAUGGAAAUAAAAUAAAAAUAAAAUAAGGAUUUUGAGCUUUACUCACUUUUUUAAACACACUACUAUUAUUUUGAACACAACUGUAUGUAGUGAAACUACACAAAUGUUAUCUUAUAUCCUCAACAAUAUUUUGUGCCCAUAUAUUUUGAUUAAUCUAACUUAUAGGAAGGGGAGUGAGCUAAUAAAUAGUACUAAGUACUUCUGUGUUCAAGAUGUGAGUCAGACCAGGUUAACACAUAGCCUUCUUCUGAUUGCUGAAGGGAAAUGAAGUAGCCCAAAUAAUAAUUUACUCUCAAAGCACCAACUUUAAAUAGGCCUAAAGCAACUUCUACAAAAGCACAAGAUUUAAGCCUGGCAGAGACACAAUUAUAGGCUAAUAAAUAACAUGGGUCAGAUCAUUUCAGAUAGGCUUUUAAAAGAGUGUUCUUGCAACAAAUGCCUAUAGUGUCAGUUGCCAUUACAUUGGCCUAGACAACAGGCCUAUGCUAUGCAUCAUUAACUAGAGCUACAAUGGCUUGUCACAGCUGGACUCCCUGUUAUGAUGUCAUGGUCAUUUUUAGUGUUCAUAAAUUCAAUUAGGAUUAUUAAAAAUGGCCAAACUGUGACCUAAAUCCUGUUUUGUAAUUACACCUCGUCUGUCUAAAACCCUCUAGAUCUCUAGACAUCUGACCACUUUUCUAACUGCCCCCCCACUAAUGGGAAGUAUGGCGGGUGUGAAAGGCUAGCCUAUUGACAGUAUGAAUGUUUUUUCUUAUCAUCUUUUUGUUUUUAAUAUCACUAUAUUUUGGGGGCCGGGGGAGUAUCAGUGUGUGGGACUGUGCUUGUUACCUGUUGCCUCUUGGUGUCUGAUGUUAGUGUUUGUCUUGCACACGGUGCAGAACGCAUGAUGGGGCAGCCUGGACAUGUGGAGGCAAGGACAUCUCCCCGAUAGCUGUCAAGAAAUCUUUGAGGUUUCUGAACCUUUUUUGGAGGCGGUUCUGCUGCCAUGGCACGCAAGCCUACAGUUUUAUGUGCAGCAGUAAUGGAUUCGGGGAAACUUGACGGUUUGCCUGCUAUUUGCAACACGCACACACACAAAACAUCAAUGAACGGUAACUUUGACUAGUGGUUAACAACACCGUCGGGUAAACUCAACGUCUUAAUUUUACCUUUUCAAUGUUGUUUGCAUCGGCAGUGACAUCAAACAGCUGAAGACAGAUCAGUUAUCUGGCCAGCCUGGCUUGAUUAAGACACUGAAUUGAAUUGAACGCGCGGAGCAUUUGGUAGGACGGAUAGGUAGACGAGGGUGUUAAAAUGCAGCGCUCUGAUUGGCCAAAAACUUUUGACUCCACUUGCACGCAGAUUGUUGUGGCUCUGCGGCAGAAGCAAUUUCAUAGAUCUGAACUUGCUUAGAAACUGAAACGGGCGAGCAGCAAUUCGUACAAGUGUACUUAAGGGUCAAAAUGCGUACCGAGUACGCAAAAUGCGUACAAGUUGGCAGGUCUGCCAUCGUCCGAUUGCCAGACAAUGUCUACGAACAAGUGCUCUACACAGACACAUUGAUCACAGCUCAUUAUUUCUAACCUCAGCCCAUUAUGAUCCUCACAUAAUCUAUGGAAAUGUAAAUGAUGAUUACAGCCAUCCACUUGUACACCGGAUAGUCACAUGAUUUGUAUCCACUCAGUUAACUAUUACAACAAGUGUCCAGUGACCCUGAUGACAUACAGCCGGCCACAUCGUGGUUGACAAGAUCCAGCUAAAACAAAAAACGUAUUUUCCACAGAGACAUCUCAAUGUAUAAAAUGUCACUAUAUAGGAACUGGCAGACAUGAC